This is a messenger RNA of Thamnophis sirtalis, 2279 nucleotides long. The record is from RefSeq and is a predicted model, not a curated record. NCBI's taxonomy places the organism in Eukaryota, Metazoa, Chordata, Lepidosauria, Squamata, Natricidae.
CGCUUCUCGUUGCCAUGGCGACGGCGCCCAGUUUACCUCAGGCAGAAAGUUGCUGACAGCAAUGGGUAUAGUCAAUAUCGGUGCUCAAUGGGAUGAAACCAUUUGCAAUAUGAUCGCUUGUCAGCAUCCACCUUGCUGGGAAUCUAUGCGGAGAAUAGAAAGUGGGCAUCCUCACCUUUUGCUGAAGAACGUAGUCAGACCUGGAAAAGAUUCCCCAGCUUCUGAAGGCAAACUGCCAACCCUGAAGAUUGUUGACCUUCCCCUCCAUUAUCCUCGGAGAGAACAGUUUAAAUGUCUGGGAAGUUUUGAAUUCAACUCCAAGACAAUUUCCAGUAGCAAAGAAGCUAGAAAUUGCUUUUCAAAAUCUAUUCUGAAUAAUGAUUGGAUACCCCCCAUUUCAGUAUUAAGUUCAGAAAAGAAUCAUUUUCCAGGCCUGAACUCCAGAAUGGAAUCUCAGUCUCUCCACUUCCCACCAAUAAGUUUAACCUCCUCGAGGCAACCUGAAAAGAUGCAGGUGACAGACCUCUCCGAAUUUGUAGUGCAAAGACUGGGUUCCCAGGCACCCUGUGGAAGCACGGUUUUCCGGUGGGUUCCAGACAUGCGACCCAGAUUCCUGCAGUCUGGGAAUCCUAGCGGGAGAGAAAAGGCGACCCCUCCAAAAAUAUGUGUGAAGGACCUAGCUUUGGAAAGUCUCUGCUCUCUCCAGGAUCAUCAAGGGACUAAAAGAAAAAAGUCAAAUAAAAUUCCUACAGGGGGUCAGCCUUACUUUCGUCAUCUAAGGCGGAAUCAAAAGUCUAACAAUAAAUCAAGUUCUGUAGGCCAACAAAGGAGCAUGGAUGACAGCCUCCUCGGGACAAGGAAACACCCCUUGCCUGCUCUGCAUCUGUUGCUACAAAAUGCGGAAGGGUUGACUCAGGAGAGCAAAAGAGCAAGGGCGCUGCUGGAGACCAAGGAGAAAUUGGCAGCCCCCUUUAUUGUGCAGAAGGCGCCCCGUUUUAACCUGUCUGAAGCGAAGAUCCCCAUAAAAGACAAAGACCCAGGAAGAAGCCUAGGCCGCCAGCCCAAGAUCAUCUCAGGAGGCUGCGAUUCCUUUCCUUACUGCCUACCGAAAGCCAACUCCAGCUACAGACGGUAUUGCGAGCAUCUGCCAAACUGGAAGGAAGCCACUCCGGCUGAGAGGGAUGCUUCAGACAUCAGCAGGGAGGUUUGGCCCAAAGAAGACUCGCAGGAAGCAGCCAGGACCUUUGCUCCGCUACAGUCCCCGGGGCCCCCUCCUCCCUCCCCCACCCUCUCUGAGAACAGCCCUAAUUCUGCCCCUGGCUUCACUUGAAUCCAGAAGGGGCAGGGAGGAGGGGGAGGCUGGGUGGGUUAUCAGCAGCCAACUCCCAAGGAUGGUUACUUCUAUUUUAAAAGAAGGGGGGGCACACUCUUGAACUUACAACCAUUAAAAUUCCUGCUUCCCGACUUUGUGCCUCUCUGAGCCUUGUCUCCAAAAAAACACCUUUGGUGAUAACCAAUAGGUGGGAUGCUGGGCGGCCAGAAAAAGAACUUGAGCGGCCUAUGCAGCGCUCGUGUUAAGGGGCUCUUGAAGACAACUCAGGGGUUUUGUUUUAAAAGGGAAGGCAAGUCAAAGGACGGCAAGGGCGCUCCGCUGAAGGAGCAGACGGGGAUGUGAAAAGGCGGGCGAUUCUCUCUCCACACUCCUCUUCCUGGGCAACAGUCCUCCUGGAGGGCACAGAGUGAGUCGGCGGAAGGCGCUUUGUCGGUCUUCCCAGCCGGCUUCCGAGUCACACAAAAGUCCUGGAAGAAAGACGGAGCCCCUCAGCUGUGAAAAUGAGCAGAACCCGGAGGCCUUCAGCUCGAGUGGGCCUUUCGGAAGCCAGUCAGUUGUUGCUAUCAUUCAUUUCUUUCCCCUUCUGUGAGCAGCGAGGUACUUUUGCAAGGGACUUGGAAGAGGAAAUAAUUAGUUUACUUCGGAAUGAUUAGGUCUUGGAAACAAAUAUUCAGGGCUCCCUAUGCUUCAGAUUCAUGAUCUAAAUAAUUUAGUGUCCUUUAUAAAUAUGACCACCCCUAAUAAAUAGGACUUCUUGGGAGAAAAUGAAGCAUGGUGAUUCUGCCUCUGGGCUCCCUCCCCCCAAAUGCAUUGGCCUCGUGCGUAAAAGGCAGCAUCCUGACUCUUGUCUGGGCUUCUCAACAACCUUGCUGAAUGAAAGAACCUUCGGAUAUACCGAUUGCAAAUAGAUAUAGAUAUAGAUACUUUAUUUGUAUGCCGCCCUUUU